AUGAGCAGCAAGUACGGCAACCUUGUUGAAACCUUAGUCACCAUCGAUCUGGAGAAACCCGCCUGGGAGCAGGAGGGGAUGCACAACAGAUGGCAUCCAGACAUCCCUAGCUACAAGACAAUGAAGCAGAACAAGGCUUACAAGAUCGAGUGCUACGACUGGACAGGUGGCCAGGUUGGUAAUAACGAUUCCGCAGACGAUAUCAAGUACUGUGACCUUACUAAGAUUCAUUAUCUAUCUGGACCAUUUGACAUCGAAGGGGCAGAGACAGGAGACGUGCUUGUUGUUGAUAUACAGGACGUUCAGCCGUUGGAGAGACAACCAUGGGGGUAUUGUGGAAUAUUUGCCAAAGAGAACGGGGGAGGUUUCCUCGACAAGCAUUAUCCAAAGGCUGCUAAGGCAGUGUUUGACUUUGAGGGUAUCAACUGUUCUUCCAGACACAUUCCUGGUGUGCGUUUUGCUGGUCUUGUUCACCCGGGAAUCAUUGGAGUUGCUCCAAGUCAGCCGGUGUUGGAGGAGUGGACCAGACGAGAGCAGGAGCUGGUCGACUCCAACCCGGACGCAGACUUUGUGAUGGCCAACCUGCCAACUGCUAAAGGCGCUUAUGCAGGAACAGGCGUCUCCACCGCGCUAGCCAAGAAGCUUGCUGACGGUUGCAGAACUAUUCCUGGAAGACCAGAAAACGGAGGUAACUGUGACAUCAAGAACCUGUCGCGGGGCUCCAAAGUUUACCUUCCAGUCCACCUUGACGGCGCCAAGCUUAGUGUGGGGGACCUCCACUUCUCGCAAGGAGACGGAGAAAUCUCGUUUUGCGGAGCAAUCGAGAUGUGCGGUUCCAUCACUCUGAAAUGCUCAGUCAUCAAACAGGGAAUGUUCAAGCUCAACCUCAAGAGUCCAAUGUAUCUUCCCGGUCCUGUCGAGAACCACUACGGUCCAGGCAGAUACCUCACCUUUGAAGGGUUCUCUGUUGACGAAUCCGGCAAACAGUUGUGCUUGGACACCACCGUGGCCUACAGACAAACCUGUUUGAGAGUCAUCGAGUAUCUCAGAAGAUACGGAUACAACGACUACCAGAUCUACUUGCUGUUGUCGUCCGCCCCUAUUCAGGGCCACAUUGCUGGUAUUGUCGACGUUCCAAACUCUUGUACUACUAUUGGUCUUCCAAUGGACAUUUUUGAGUUCGACAUUGCUCCAGAAAAGGACGCUGUGAAAACAGAUCGUGGCAACUGUGCUUUUGCCCAGGACGACCUCGAAAAAGGUUUUCCUCUCACCGACGAGUUACCAAAUUUCCUAUUGGAUAUAAUUACCAAACACUAA
This is a messenger RNA of Ogataea philodendri, 1317 nucleotides long. RefSeq lists its product as uncharacterized. Bases 1 to 1317 code for a protein of 438 amino acids. Gene Ontology annotation, molecular function: hydrolase activity, acting on carbon-nitrogen (but not peptide) bonds, in linear amides. Lineage: Eukaryota; Fungi; Ascomycota; Pichiomycetes; Pichiales; Pichiaceae. The record is from RefSeq and is a predicted model, not a curated record. The transcript has a single exon.